This is a messenger RNA of Pantherophis guttatus, 3232 nucleotides long. RefSeq names its product Pim-3 proto-oncogene, serine/threonine kinase (gene PIM3). Gene Ontology annotation, molecular function: ATP binding; protein serine/threonine kinase activity. Gene Ontology annotation, cellular component: cytoplasm. Gene Ontology annotation, biological process: regulation of mitotic cell cycle; negative regulation of apoptotic process; protein autophosphorylation. NCBI's taxonomy places the organism in Eukaryota, Metazoa, Chordata, Lepidosauria, Squamata, Colubridae. The record is from RefSeq and is a predicted model, not a curated record.
UUUUUUCCUUUCCCCCACCAAAAUAUUGAGAGUUAAGAGGCCGCUGCUGCGUGCAACGGAGAUCAGAAAGAGAGCGGUGCCAGUCGGAGGCUGAGCUGCUGCUGCUGUUCCUGCUGCUGCUGCCGCCGGCCGCUCCACAACGACCGCCUCACUGCGGCGCUACAUCCCGGACUGGAUUUUAUCGAUUCCUCGCAUUUGCUCGCCUGGGUUUCUUUGCGCGACACGACCGACCGAAGACAGCCGGGGCUGGGGGCUGCUUGCUUGAAAAAAAAAGACCCGAAGCCCCUUCGUCCUCGCUUUUGCUUUGCGUUACCUAUUUUUCCAAAUAAAGAUUGGCGUGUGGAUUUUUUUUUUUCUUCCUUCUCCCCCUCCCUUAAGGACAUCUAUCCGUUUCCCUGGGAUUCUCUGCUGGACUUGCAAGUUUCCUUUUGAUCCGAAAAGUGUCGGCGGAGGAAGGAGAGAGAGACGAAGGGGGGCACGACCGAAGGAAGCGGCUUUGCGAGCGAGGCUUUUCUCCCUCCUUGCCGAUCCGGGGGAAGGAGCUGCGCUGCCGGCCCCGUUCAGUUGCCCUCAACCGCAAGCUUCUCUUCCCCCCCCCCCCCCCGUUUGACUGAAGAAGCCUUUGCGCCGUGAUUGUGGGUGGUUGUUGUCGGGGUGUCGUUUUUUUUUUUUCUUUUGCCCACCCCGCGUUUUGUGGUGUCGCUUGGAAAGAUGUUACUCUCCAAAUUUGGGUCCUUGGCUCAUCUUUGCAACCCCACCAGCAUGGAUCACUUGCCGGUGAAGAUCCUCCAGCCAGUGAAAGUGGAAAAGGAGCCGUUCGAUAAAAUCUAUCAAGUGGGCUCAGUCUUGGGCAGUGGGGGAUUUGGCACCGUCUAUGCUGGGAACAGGAUUGCAGAUGGCUUGCCGGUAGCUGUAAAGCAUGUCGUGAAGGAGCGGGUAACCGAGUGGGGCACAAUUGGUGGAGUAAUGGUGCCCUUGGAAAUAGUCCUGUUGAAGAAAGUGGGUUCGGGCUUCCGGGGUGUAAUUAAGCUGCUCGACUGGUACGAGAGGCCUGAUGGCUACCUGAUCAUCAUGGAACGACCAGACCUGGUGAAGGAUCUCUUUGACUUCAUUACGGAGAAGGGGGCGCUGGAUGAGGACACCGCACGGGGCUUCUUCCAUCAAGUCCUGGAAGCAGUGCGCCACUGCUACAGCUGCGGGGUGGUACACAGAGACAUCAAGGACGAGAAUCUUCUAGUGGAUCUCAGGACAGGAGAACUGAAGCUGAUCGAUUUUGGGUCUGGAGCCAUCCUCAAGGACACAGUCUAUACUGACUUUGAUGGGACACGAGUGUACAGCCCUCCAGAAUGGAUUCGCUAUCACAGAUACCAUGGGCGAUCGGCUACUGUAUGGUCACUGGGUGUUUUGCUCUAUGACAUGGUCUGCGGAGACAUCCCUUUUGAACAAGAUGAAGAGAUCUUGAGAGGACGCCUGUAUUUCAGGAGACGAAUUUCCCUGGAAUGCCAGCAAUUGAUCAAAUGGUGCCUUUCUCUGAGGCCUUCAGACAGACCAACCCUUGAGCAAAUUUUUGACCACCCGUGGUUGCACAAAUCCGAAGUUGUGAAGUCGGAAGAUUGUGACAUAAGGUUACGGACCAUUGGCACAGACGUGUCUCGCACAAGUUCAAGCAACGAGAGCCUGUGAAAAUACUGAGGACCUUGUAAAGGGAGGGGAGCCACAAGGAGAAAAAAAGAGGGGGAGAGAAAAGACCAGAGUGCUGCUGCUGCUGCCAAUAUGUAGAAGGGGCUAGGGGGGGAAAUGCAUUAAUUAUUCUGUACUUUGAAUCUUUGUCAGAGGGAAUUGAUUUUUUUUUUUAAAUUUUCCCCUUAUUGCUGGUUUCUGCUUCAGAAUGAAAUUUCCUUUGGAAACGCUAAUAUAUGGGAGUUGGCAGGCCAGUACUUAACCCAAAAGACUGACCUUAAUAUAAUUAUUAUUUUUUAUUAUUAUUAUUAAGAAAAGCAGUGACCUCUUUAAAUAACAUGGUAAAACCUUUUUGCUCUCAUAGAGCCUGGACUAAAUUUUAUUUGCUUUUUUGAGUGCCUUUUUGAAAGCUGCUUCAGUGGGACUUUCUUUUUUGAGCUGUGUGUGUCCAAAGAAGAACCAGUACAUUAUAGAACCUGCCUUCCCUUCUCCAUUCUAGGUGCUGGGGGAAGCAGCUCCCUAUGAUGCACUAGAAAACAUGUUCAGUGACUGAAUGAAGUAGUCCCAUCAACUGAUGAUGGAAUACUUGAACACAGACAUUUCAUCCUCUUCUUUCCUGGCCUUUCCCCCCCCCCCCCCCCCCCCCCGCAGACCCCAACAAGACAACCUCUGCUGAUCCACACAAUAUUUCCAUAGCCUGCAUAUCAGCUCUUUAUCAGGAACAUUUACCCAUAUUUCAUUUCAUCUCUACCACUGGGCACAAGAAAAAAAGGCCCUUUCUCAGUUCCCCCAACCUCCAAGUCUUAAAAAAAAAAGUAUGAGUGGGCAUGUUAAAUGCACAAUCAAUGCAAUAUUCAAGGACUGUGUGCGUGUGGGUUUUUUUUUUUCUUUUCUUUUCCCAUUAUCUGUAUAAUGUGUUUAUGUAAAUUUUUCCCCUGUACUAUAAGUUUUUAUUUAUUGUCUGGAGUUUAGAAAACCUCUCACAGACUUCAGCUGUGGCUAUUUAUUUUAGCUAAUUUAUUUUGUUUAGAAUUAUGCAACACUGCUUUUAUCUCUCUUCUGUUGUGGAGAUUUCUCUGGGAUCAGUCGACAAUUAUUUUUGCAUUCCUGUCUUUUACUCUUUUGGGGGUAGGGGUGGGUUGUUGACAAAGAAAUAUAUAAAGCCUGACCAUACCUGUUCUUUUUUUCCUUCAUUUUUGGUUGGAAGAUAGAAAAAUGUUGUACAAAGUCUAAUUUAAGGGAAUUAGAAUGACUUUAAAAGUUAGUAUGCCUUUUUUGUCUGGUAUUAUUGACAUACCAGAACUGUAAAGUAAUGCUGUUUUUGAAGGGUUUUAAAUUAUUGACAUUGUACAGUCUUUGUGCAUUGGCUCUGGAAGGAAGAGUGGCAGAGUCAUAAACCUUAAUUUAUUUUAAUAGAUGUGUGUUCUGUGAUCUGGUUGCACUUAUGCAGCUUGGAUUUGGAUUUUUUUUUUUCCUUCUGCUUAACAGUGUGAAAUGUAUGGAGAUCAUAUUUUUUUAUACAGGUAUUUCAAUUAAACUUUUUUGUAGAUAA